Dichomitus squalens LYAD-421 SS1 is the source of this 4110-nucleotide messenger RNA. RefSeq lists its product as uncharacterized. The record is from RefSeq and is a predicted model, not a curated record. Gene Ontology annotation, cellular component: nuclear pore. The transcript has 10 exons. Lineage: Eukaryota; Fungi; Basidiomycota; Agaricomycetes; Polyporales; Polyporaceae. The coding region runs from base 1 to 4110 and encodes 1369 amino acids. Gene Ontology annotation, molecular function: structural constituent of nuclear pore.
AUGGAACCCAGCGUCCUGGUUGCGUCGCAUCUUUCCGCCCUCUUCCCGCUCGCCCAACCAAUUCCGGUCUACUCAACGCAGAAAGACAUAAUCCAUCUUAGUCCUCGCAGCGACUCUGGUCACCCUCUGGAACAUGCUUCUCUUUCAACCCUCUUCCACUCUCCCUUGACAGGUACAAUCCUGCUACGCGUAACACAUGGCGGGUUUAUGCUAGAACUCGUAUCUCUCUCGUCCGAAGUUCCCCCACUGCGCUUCGACUUCCCCGCCUCGAUUCUACCCUCCCCCUCGAUCGUGCUAUCGCAAUCUGAAGAGCUCCAUGUUUUGUUGGCCACCAGAUUUGGAUCUCUUUACCGAAUUGUCAUCCCCAUUCGCGAGGGCGCGCCACUCUGGCAAGCCACCGCGAACCGCCGAUGGUAUCGCGAAUAUGUAAUACAAACUGCGGUUGACGAAGGCCUGGUUCAGGUGCAGAGUACCCAUUGCGUAGUCAUCUCUCUACCAGGAGGAUCGCUGCUCAGGCUAGAGGCAGAAUCACUGGGAGACGUAUGGCGCGAGACCAGGGCUGAUGCUCGUUCCUUUCUGCAUUCAAUCACAUCCCUCCUUCACGCGGGUCCUCCCGGCAGCUCAGACAUAGUCUCUAUCUCCAGCCACCCACAGCCGACAGACAUUGGCAGCAUCUGGACUGUAUCUCGCGACCGUCAUCUCCGCAUGUGGACUGCUCGGGGCGGGUGUGUUGCGGAGCAUGUGCUUCCCUCCACGGCUCCGGGGCGUAGCACUGUCGCUUCCCGCUCUUCGCCCACGCCUAUCAAGCCGUCCGUCCUUCUUCCUCCCGAGCCGCAGAAAUUGCUCUGCGUCUUUACGCCAUCACAUGCAGAUGAUCCGCAUGUCCUCGUGUUCGUGCCCACGGAGGGGUCCCUGACUUCUGGUGGCUUCUUCCAACUUUUCAUUGUUAACGGAGAUGCUUUACGGUCAGUCACCGUCUUCGAUGCCUCGGCGACUAGUGUGCAUUGCCAUCUGCAGGACUUCACCGUGAUGGACGACACAUUGUACACUCUCUGGGAUAAGCAAGGCCAAUCUAUGGUUGAGGUCCUCGUGCUGUCAUGGGACGACUCGGACCCCACUGCUACUGGUGGAUGGAGCUCGGCCUCGUAUGCCCAGGAAGCUGAACUCACUCCUGCAUAUCUGGAUGAACUGUUGCUUUCGCCAGGCUCUGCCGUGGACAAAUUCGUCGAGGCUAUCAUGCGGCCUGGGAUGUUCUCUCCUCUCACCUUGCAUACCGCCAUCGCUCGGUACACCGACGCAUGCCGGUCUCUCCCGCCUCCUUAUCCCCCGCAACUCCUGCUCUCCUAUGCGUCUGUAGCAGAACAAAUCACAUCCGUUGUCGGCUGCACAGUCCAGCGCACCAAGGAUCCGAGGACUGGGGCGCCUCUCGACGCCAACUACUGGAAUGCCUUCAAGCGAGAUUGGGAAGGUUUCAUAGCCCGAUGCCGAGAGAUCGAACGGAACGGGCGAUGGCCCUUGGCUAUUGGACGCGGCAAUCCGGAGGAUGGCGCCCUGAUCGUUGAGCGUGAGCGUAUCGCUUCUCUAGUAGGAGAAGACCUACCGCUACGGCUGCGCAGAGAAUUGUCUUCGUCUCAGCCUAUGGAGAAGCAGUUCGACAUUCUGAAGAUUCUCUCGACUAUGCGUACUCGGCUUGGCCCGCGCCUCAUGCGAUCCUUAGAAGGACGACUACAGGAAGUUGUUCGCCAAGAGAUCGCCUUCCCUUACGCCGACAUCAUCCAGGACCAAGUCCGAGUCUCCAACUUCCACGAGGAGGUUGAUGAAGGGUUGGAAAGCUGGAUUGUCGGGCGCGUCAGGAGUCUGGAGCAUGACUCGGGCAAGUCGAUACAGGAAUUGGCGCGUCACGUGCUCGAUGUCAUCGGAGGGCUUGGUAAAGAGGUGAAGAGAGAAGAAGACGACGGAGAGCUCCUGUCCCGCCCCAUCAGCCCUGAGUGGCUGAAGGCGCUUACGGCGUCAUAUGCAACGACGUCCAUCCACGCGCGAUACGAGUUCUCUCUUGCCCUCGUGGUCUUUCUUUUUUUCCUCGCGGACGAGCUCCCCCAAUGGGACCCUGGGCUGCUCGCUGAGAUUUUCGUCGUAUUUCGCGGGGUCGCCAUGCUGCGUUAUGUGGCGCGGCAGCCCGCUGGAGACAACGCGACUCCGACAACUCAGGCGAGCGGUCCGGGGGCAGACGAUGAAGUUGUCGCGAAAUUGCGCAACAUGCACGUUUCCGCUAGUCGCGGCGCUAGAUUCCAGCCCACGUACUCUCUAGUCCAUUGGCUAGCCAACGUUUACGGGAUCUCGUUCUCUUCUGGACUCCCCGUAUCCGCACAUCGCUUCCUUGACCGUACUGGUCUUUUACAAUCGCUCUCUCCUGCUUACGCGACGCAUCUGGAGGUCGUUUUCUGCGAGCGUCUCCGUCAGCUGGGCUAUUACGAAGUCGCGCGGGAGGUUCUAGCAUGGCUGCCACGUACUCCUGCGGUGACGUAUGUUUUAGGCCGUUUGUGGUUAGACGAAGGACGUUAUGACGACGCGGGAUCCGCUUUCGAGGUUCUAGCAGGCAGCUUUGGUCCACACUCUGCGCUGUCGAUCGAGGAUCGAGAAGCUCUCGCGGACGUGCUCCCAAGCGGACGCAUCUUCGACACGCAGCUAGAAUUCUACCUGCACGCCUCCGAUCUGUUCAAGGCCGCCAUCAGCACGUAUCACGACGUCUUCUUCACUCAACUGGCUCUUUCUGAGCCUGGUGUCGUCGAGGACACGACGCCCUUGUGGACUAACGUGAUAAAGGGGUUGACCGAUCUCGGACAGUAUGAGGAUGCGUACGCGGCACUCAUAUCCGCUCCUCACGAACGACUGAAGAGGGACUCCAUAAGUCAGCUGUUGUACAGGAUGUGUGAGGAGAACGCCGUUGACAGGCUCAUGGCUCUCAAUUUCGCUGGCUUGGCCGACGAGGUGGAAGACGCACUCGCGUUCAAGGCUCGGAAUGCGGACCCGCGCAUCCGGCCGUUCUACUCCAGGAUCCUUUACACGUGGUACGUUUCCAGGGGGGACUAUCGAAACGCUGCGUUAACGAUGUAUCAGCGCGCUCGAAAGCUCGAGGCCUUGAUGGGGGAUGCUUCUGCAUUCACCGAGCUUGUAGAGUUGCAACUGGAGGCCUACAUUGUCGCGAUGAACGCACUCGCCCUUGUGGACCCGAAAAGUCAAUGGAUCACGCUGCCCAUUGUUACCGAGACAGGGAACGAGCCCCGGAAGCGCCGCAGGCUGUCUAAAUAUAUUCCCGAGAGCAAGUACGCAUCGGGAAAACGCGAUACUGAGGCGGUGGAUUUGAAGGAUAUGCAACACGAGUACGCUUUGCUAUCCGCGAGGGCCGAGCUCGUUCGUAGGGACCCCACGUUGUUGUCGGCUGGAGAAUAUGCGUUGCCCCCGGCUUCAAUCGUAGUGAGACUAGCGCAAGCAAACAGGUUCAAUACCGCAAUGGCAACGGCGCGAAGUCUGGAUCUAGACAUGACUGACAUCUUCAGCUACCUUGUCGGACGGUGUCUCAGAUUGUCGAGGAACCCGGAAUCUGUGCUGAGCGAGGAUAUGUCUGACUGGCUCCUCACAGACAAGGUUUCGUCGUGGCCCGGCACUCCGGCGGAGCGUGGUUGGCGAUACCUGCGGCAGUCGCUCGAGCGGCACGAUGGGCCCCAGACCGAUUAUAGGUAUUCCAAAGUGGCGCUGGAAACGAUCGUGAGCUUCGAUAGGACAUCGCCUCCACCGCCAUGGCUCAUCCAUAAACUCGAAGAGCAUCACCCCGAAUAUCUCAUCCGUACCUGCUUACGGUAUGAGGUGCUGGAGGCAGCUCUAGACUAUACGCUGUCGAUGAUGCGGAGGAGCGACUCGCGACUCACUGAGGACAUGUCGAAGACGGCAGCCGCUACAUGGCUGCCCUACACGCUCAUCGACCAAGUGUUGGUCGCGGCGGAUACACAGGCGGACCUUUCCUCUCGUGGACGUGCUUCUCUUGGCGAGCUACGCGGGGAGAUUGCGACUCGCAUGAAGCGGGUGCAAAAGUAUAGUCAGGCCUCUGCAUAA